Messenger RNA from Nannospalax galili (Upper Galilee mountains blind mole rat), 987 nucleotides. It is a transcript of the gene Awat1, whose product is annotated as acyl-CoA wax alcohol acyltransferase 1. Lineage: Eukaryota; Metazoa; Chordata; Mammalia; Rodentia; Spalacidae. Gene Ontology annotation, molecular function: long-chain-alcohol O-fatty-acyltransferase activity. The record is from RefSeq and is a predicted model, not a curated record. The transcript is spliced from 7 exons. Gene Ontology annotation, biological process: lipid metabolic process. Gene Ontology annotation, cellular component: endoplasmic reticulum membrane. Bases 1 to 987 code for a protein of 328 amino acids.
AUGCCUUGCUCUAAGCAGCCUGAUUACUUACAGACUUUGAGCCUUCUACACUGGCCCUUGAGCUACCUUGCCAUCUUUUGGAUCUUGCAACCACUGUUCAUUUGCCUGUUGUUUACAUCUUUGUGGCUACUACCAACACUGUACUUUGCCUGGUUAUUUCUGGACUGGAAGACUCCAGAUCAAGGUGGCAGGCGGUCAGCCUGGGUAAGAAACUGGUAUAUCUGGACCCACAUCAGGGACUAUUUCCCCAUUACGAUCCUAAAGACUAAGGACCUGCCACCUGAGCACAACUACCUCAUGGGGGUUCAUCCCCAUGGCCUUCUGACCUUCGGCGCCUUCUGCAACUUCUGCACUGAGGCCACAGGCUUCUUGAAGACCUUCCCAGGCAUCACUCCUCACUUGGCCACACUGUCCUGGUUCUUCAAGGUCCCCCUUAUUAGGGACUAUCUCAUGGCCAAAGGAGUGUGUUCUGUGAGCCAGCCAGCCAUCAACUACCUACUGAGCCAUGGCACUGGAAACCUCGUGGGCAUUGUUGUAGGAGGAGUGGGAGAGGCCCUACAAAGUGUGCCCAACAGGACCACACUCAUCCUUCAGAAGCGUAAGGGGUUUGUGCGCACAGCCCUCCAACACGGGGCUCAUCUGGUCCCUACCUUCACCUUUGGAGAAACUGAGGUGUAUGACCAGGUGGUGUUCCAUCAAGACAGCAGGAUGUACAAGUUCCAGAGCUUCUUCCAUCGUGUUUUUUGUUUCUAUUUUUGUGUCUUCUAUGGACAAGGCUUCCGCCAAGGUUCCACUGGACUCCUACCAUACCACAAGCCUAUUGUCAUUGUAGUUGGGGAGCCUCUGCCACUGCCCCACAUUAAAAAACCAAGCCCAGAGAUGGUGGACAAAUACCAUGCACUCUAUAUGGAUGCCCUGUACAAGCUGUUUGACCAGUAUAAGACCCAGUAUGGCUGCUCUGACACCCAGAAGCUCAUUUUCUUGUGA